UAGUGUCUUUCAGUGCAGAACAUUCUCAAGGAACUCUACAUAAAUUAUCAUAUACUGGAGAAUUCUGGAAGAUGGCACCCCUGAGAGCCUGAGCACAUGACCUUGAAAUCACCUAUUACACACUCUCACCUCACCUUUUCCCCUCCACUAUAAAUAGGGGUUCCCUUUCCCUUUUUCCCCGCAUUAUCACACCAAACCCCUGGCUGAGCAGUUGGCUCUGUACACCUUGUCUCCACUUGGCUACCUUACUCUCCUUUGCCUGAGUGAUUAGCAUACCUGUGUAUUCUGAAAGGGAAAUAACCUAGUGAGCGGAAGUUCCAGUCUCCUGCUUCUUACACUGCUACAUGAGCAGAGGGGUAAUGCUACAAUACAAUAAAAUCAAAUGUAACUAAGAUAUUAUAAGAGUUCAAGAGUCAAAGGCCGUCAAAAACGUAUGUCUUGAGAUGAGAUUUAAAGACGGCAAAAUAAGUGGUGUUUUUAAUACUCGGGAAGUGUUUUGGAAAAAUUAGGUCCAAAAAACUCGGUCCCCUUAUGACCGAUAUGACCUCCUCGAAACUUUCAGGAGGCAAACGGAAACCGGACGAGGUUCGGAGCUUAACGAACAUGGUGGAGCUGGAAAAGGACGUUCUACCGCUGCCGCCGCGGUAUCGGUUCCGAGACCUGCUGCUCGGGGACUGGCAAGCGGACGACAGGGUGCAGGUGGAGUUCUAUGUGAAUGAAAACACGUUCAAGGAGCGCCUCAAGCUGUUUUUCAUUAAAAACCAAAGAUCGAGUCUGCGAGUACGACUGUUCAACUUCUCCCUGAAGCUCCUGAGCUGUCUCCUGUACAUCAUCAGAGUCCUGCUAGAUGACCCAAGGGAGGGCAGGGGGGGCUGCUGGGGCUGUCCCAAGCAGAACACCUCAACACUGCUGAAAAGCCAGUUCGAUUGGUCACUGAUAAUUUGGGUAAACAGGCCCCUACCACUCUGGGCAUUGCAAGUUUUGGUGGCGUUAAUCAGCUUUUCAGAAACCAUGCUGGUGGUGUACCUCAGCUAUAAGGGCAACGUGUGGGAGCAGGUGUUGCGAGUCCCGUUUAUUCUGGAGAUGAUCAGUGCCGUGCCAUUCGUCAUCACAGUAAUUUUGCCUUCCCUCAGGAACCUCUUCAUCCCUGUUUUUCUAAACUGUUGGUUAGCAAAGCAUGCGCUGGAAAAUAUGAUUAAUGACCUUCACCGAGCUAUUCAAAGGACCCACUCUGCUAUGUUCAAUCAAGUCCUCAUCUUGAUUUGUACUCUGGUUUGCCUGAUGUUUACAUGCAUCUGUGGGAUCCAGCACUUGGAGCGAGCUGGGAAUAACCUGACGCUGUUCGACUCUCUGUAUUUCUGCAUCGUCACAUUCUCCACAGUGGGCUUUGGCGAUGUGACACCCAAGAUCUGGCCCUCCCAGCUUCUUGUGGUCAUCAUGAUCUGCGUGGCCCUCAUUGUUCUGCCAAUCCAGUUCGAGCAGCUGGCAUUCCUGUGGAUGGAGCGACAGAAAUCAGGUGGUAACUACAGCCGUUACCGGGCCCAGACAGAGAAGCAUGUGGUGCUGUGCGUCAGCAGUCUCAAGAUCGACCUUCUCAUGGACUUCCUCAAUGAGUUCUACGCUCACCCUAGACUACAGGAUUAUUACGUUGUGAUCCUGUGCCCCACGGAAAUGGAUGUGCAGGUGAGGAGAGUGCUCCAGAUCCCACUGUGGUCCCAGAGAGUCAUCUACCUACAGGGCUCAGCUCUCAAAGACCAAGACCUCAUGAGAGCCAAGAUGGAUGAUGCCGAGGCCUGCUUUAUCCUUAGCAACCGUUUUGAGGUGGAUCGCAUCGCUGCUGAUCACCAGACAAUUCUCAGAGCAUGGGCUGUGAAGGACUUUGCCCCCAACUGUCCCCUCUACGUCCAGAUCUUGAAACCAGAGAACAAGUUUCAUGUCAAGUUUGCAGAUCAUGUCGUAUGCGAGGAGGAAUUCAAGUACGCUAUGCUGGCUCUCAACUGCGUGUGCCCUGCGACCUCCACUCUCAUCACACUCCUCAUUCACACCUCCAGAGGACAAACAGCACCUCCAGAGGCUUUCCGGCAACGUGCAGGGGCUUUCCAGCCCCUCAGCAGAGAGGCUGGAGCCAGCUCAGCCGACCAAUGGCAUCGCACAUACAGCCGCUGCUCAGCCAAUGAAGUCUAUCACAUUCGCCUGGAGGAGAGCAAGUUCUUUGGGGAGUACCAGGGCAAGAGCUUCACCUUCGCCUCCUUCCAUGCACACAAAAAGUAUGGGGUGUGUCUGAUUGGAGUACGGCGAAUGGACAACUCCAACAUCCUCCUCAAUCCAGGGCCCUGCCACAUCAUGAGCGCCUCCGACACCUGUUUCUACAUCAACAUCUCCAAGGAGGAGAACUCUGCCUUCAUCUUAAGCCAGCAGGAGGCGCUGCGAGGGGGGCAUGCAGUACCCCAGACCAUCUACCACGGCCUCACACGACUGCCUGUUCACAGCAUCAUUGCCAGCAUGGGCACGGUGGCUAUGGACCUGCAGGACUCCAGUGGCAGCAGUCCAGACAGUGCCGGAGGAGGCACAGGAGAAGGAGGCAACACACUGGCCCUUCCCGCUGCCGACCAAGGCCGGGAGAGGCGUCACAGCAUUGCGCCAGUGCUGGAGCUGAUGGACACUGUGCCCUCACCUUCCUUCGACCUGUUGAGCGACCAAUCAGAAGAUGAAGGGGGCCCGGAGGAGGAUGACGAAGACCACGACACUGGCACCACCAAUGAGUGGGUAAAAGGGUACCCCAUGAAUUCUCCGUACAUUGGUAGCUCCCCCACUUUGUGUCACCUCCUACAAGAAAAAGUGCCAUUCUGCUGUCUGCGGCUUGAUAAGGCUUGUCACCACAUCCCAUACGAGGAUGCCCGUGCCUAUGGUUUCAAGAACAAGCUGAUCAUCGUGUCUGCAGAGAGUGCUGGCAACGGGCUUUACAAUUUCAUAGUGCCUCUGCGGGCCUAUUACCGGCCCAAGAAAGAGCUCAACCCCAUUGUUCUGCUGCUAGAGAGUCCACCAGAAGUCCAUUUUCUGGAAGCUAUUUGCUGGUUUCCUAUGGUCUACUACACUGUGGGCUCCAUUGACAAUCUGGACAGCCUUUUGCGGAGUGGGGUAACCUUUGCAGCCACUAUGGUGGUGGUGGACAAGGAAAGCUCCAUGAUUGCUGAAGAGGACUAUAUGGCUGAUGCUAAAACCAUCGUGAACGUGCAGACACUCUUCAGGUUGUUUCCUGGUCUCAGCAUCAUUACAGAGCUCACCCAUCCUGCUAACAUGCGGUUUAUGCAGUUCAAAGUUAAGGAUCAUUAUUCCCAGGCUCUCUCCAAGCUAGAAAAGAAAGAGCGAGAGAAGGGAUCUAACCUGGUGUUUAUGUUCCGGUUGCCAUUUGCUGCAGGCAAAGUCUUCAGUGUUAGCAUGCUAGAUACUUUACUGUACCAGUCCUUCGUGAAAGACUACAUGAUAUCCAUCACACGCCUUCUGCUGGGGCUAGAUUCAAUGCCAGGCUCCGGCUUUCUGUGUGCAAUGAAGAUCAGCGAGGAAGACUUAUGGAUUCGUACCUACGGAAGGUUGUACCAGAAGCUCUGUUCAUCUACUGGGGAUAUUCCCAUUGGAAUCUAUCGCACAGAGUCCCACACUCUGCCUGUAUCUGAGUCUCAGGUGUCUAUCAAUGUGGAGGACUGCGAGGACACCAGGGAGCCCCGGGAGCCCAUCCUAUGCCGCGUCAGCCAUCGCAACUCCACCUCCAGCGACCAAUCCGAUCACCCACUCCUCCGCCGCAAGAGCAUGCAGUGGGCCCGCCGACUGAGCCGCAAGGGUGGGCGGCACCCGGGGAAGAGCAGCGCCGCCGAGCGCAUCUCCCAGCAGCGCAUGACGCUAUUCCGGCGCUCCGAGAGGCAGGAGCUCAAUGCCUUGGUGAAGAACCGCAUGAAGCACUUGGGACUCUCCCCAUCUGGCUACAAUGAAAUGACAGAUCAAGGGAACACCUUAUCCUACAUCCUAAUCAAUCCUUCCCCAGACAGCCGCCUGGAGCUCAACGAUAUUGUGUAUCUGAUCCGGCCUGACCCCCUGUCUCUGGUGUCCAGCAGGGCAGGUAGCCGGAAAGGUAGCGUGGGACACUGCGAUGGGCACAAGUUCGACACGCGGGACAGUACCCACUUGUAAGAAGAGAGUCCUAGGGAAAAAAAACACACCACCGCCAACCAAUGGAGAAACAAGUGGAUGACAGACUGAGGGAUGGGGUAGGAUGUCUGGAAUAGGGAAUGAAGAAAAUACUGGAGAGAGACACAGACUGAGGGUUGGGGUAGGACACCUGGGAUGGAGAUGAAAGAAAUGCUGGAGAAACAAAGACUAAACUGUUCAGUGAGGUGCAUAAAUAGGAAAGAGUAUACAGGGAUAAGAGUUGUGGACAUUUCGGUAAGAAUAUAGACUACCCUGAGGCAAUUUUUAUUUUUUUUUUAAAGAAAGGGGCUCUGAAGUUUCUACCAUGUAUUUAUUUUCAGAAUAUUUAUUUCUUUACUUUGAAUGUAAAAAUAUAUUUUUCAGAAGCUAUUCUUGCAGGAGACAAUUAGAGGGAGACUGCCUAGAGAGCUUACCCCUUUGUGCUGGCCUGCAAUCGGUUUUGAAAUCCCAGGAGAGGGAUUAAAAAAUCACUUAUAUCAGGACUUUAUUCCAAGACUGCCAAAUUAAAAAUGUUGCCAAACUAUGUCGGAGUGUGUGCCUGUGUGCAAAAUGUGGAACAAGAGAUGGCAAACCUUGCCAUCACAGACUAAAUUUCGAUGCUUUGGAUGGAAAUUUAAUCAACAGCAGCUAAAAGUCCUCUUGUAACUUGACUUCAUCAUUGGAGGCUGUGUUGGACUCACUGAAACAGGAAGCAUUUCUCACUCUGUCCUGUCUGAGAUCGGGGCCUGGCAGGAUUGUCUGUGAUGAUAUAUGGCAGUCCAAUUUCAAAAAUGAAAUUCAUGAAAAGAAAGCAAACAGUUCCUUUAAUGAACACUCAAGACUUACCCCAGUUUAUCAGAUUAAAGCAGCUGUAAUUUCACCUGGCAGCCAUGCUGACCUUAUAUUAAAGAGUGAGCUCCUUAAAAGUAAAACAGUGAGAGACAGUGGUGGUUUAGACCACUCAAGUCACUAACUGACUUGAAGUGGUUAAGAGGGAAAAGUGAGACUCUGAAGACUCUUUGGCUAUCCAGGAUGGACUAAUAGGGGUUGUCACUGGUUCAGAAGAGUUAAAUAUGAAAUUAGUCUUGACACAGACUAAUUGUCAACAUGACCAGAUGGUGAAAUGUUUCGUUAGCCACAAGCAGAGUUAAUAUUAAAAGGCAAACACUACUAUCCCACUCCAGAAUUUUGUCCUGUGUACUCUGCUGGUAUGUAAAAUAAACAUCUGCAGUACUUACUGUUACAUUUAUUAGAAAAAAAACAUUUAUUUUGUCAUCAGAUUUAAAAGCACUUCCUUAUCAACAUGAACAAGUGAGUCAUGCACUUUGGUACUGUCACGCAGGGGCUGACUGCGGAGGAUAGGGAUCCAAUGCGGCACCCUAGGUAGGGUUGGUGCUAGACAUAGGCGUAGUCUGAGUAAACAGGCAGAGGUCUGAGUCCGGGUAGGCGUAGUAGAGACGUAGGCACAGAAUCGGUAGGCAAAGGCGUAAUCGAGGAAACAGGCUGGGGUCGGAGCCCAGGAAGGCGUAGAAGAGGCAUCGGAGUGGAUUCGGAAGGCGGAGGCAUAAUCGAAGAGACAGGCAGGGGUCAGGAUCCAAGAGAGCGUUCUAGAGGCGAAGGUACAAAAUCGAGUGGCAAAGAGGUAGUUGAAAAAAGCAGGGUCGAGGUCCAGGGGAGAAUCAGUAGUAAGGCGAAGGUGUAGAUAGAAGGUAAGCUCAGGGAGAGAAUCUCAAUCGUGAACACUGACUGGGGGACUGAUGUGGGUUUAAGUAGAGGACUGAUUGACGCAUGCAUGUUUGGUACGGGGAGAGCUCGUGGGAAUGCAGGAGCGCUUGCCUGCGCGAGAGAGAUUCAUGACAGAACCCCCCCUUCAGGGGCAGCUCCGGACGCCGUAGAUAGAGGAGGAGCACGGGAGGGAAGAAAGUCCGGGAUAAGGGUCUUAUCGAGGAUGUCCCGUGCAGAGCCCCAGGUUCUUUCCUCAGGACCAUAGCCGAUCCAGUAGACCAAAAACUGUCUCGAACCCCUAUGCCAACGGCAUUUGAGGACCUUAUUGACUGUAUAUGUGGUGGAUCCGGCGAUGGAACGAGGUCGAGGCGGAAGAGGUUGUGGUCUGGAGAGGGGUGACCUGUGGUAAGGUUUGAGAAGGGAGACAUGAAAGGUGGGGUGAAUGCGAAGAGUUGGGGGGAGAGCCAAGCGGUAAGUGACAGAAGUGAUCUGGGAAAUGACCCGGAAGGGACCAAUAAAUCGAGGGCCCAACUUGUGGGAGGGUUGAUGGAGAGAGAUGUUGUGGGUGGAGUGGCAGACAAAUUGCCUAGGAAACGGUGUGAGGCCUUUAGGAGGGCGCGCCGGGCCGUCUUCCAGAGUUUCCUUAAGGCAGAGAUAUAUAUGUGAACAGAAGGGAGGUCCGAGUCCGAAGGCGUUUUCCGGAGGAGCGAAGGUUGAUAACCCAGGGAGCAUAGAAAGGGAGACAUGCCAGUAGCCGAAGAGUAUAGAGCGUUGUGAGCAUACUCAGCCCAUGGGAGUAAAGAGGUCAAGUCAUCCUGAGUGGCUGAGAUGUAAGCCCGCAGGUAAAUAAGGUCCUGGUUAUGCCUUUUGGUGUGGCCGUUGGAUUCUGGAUGAUAGCCAGAAGUAAGAGAAACGUUGGAGCCCAGAGCAGAACAGAAGGCCUUCCAGAAGCGCGAGAUAAACUGUGGACCCCGAUCAGAGACGAUGUCCUACCGGAUCCCGUAGAGACGAAAAACGUGCCGUACAAAGAGAAUGGCCAUUUGUUGAGCAGAAGGCAGGGAGGAGCAGGGAAUGAAAUGAGCUGCCUUGGAGAACCUGUCAACGACGACCAUAAUCACCGUGUUGCCUAGACUCCUGGGAAGGUCCGUGAGGAAAUCCACAGCAAUAUGGGACCAAGGCUGUGUGGGUACUGGGAGAGGUUGGAGUAAACCAGCCUUCCGGUGACGGGGCGUCUUAAUCCGAGCGCAGGUGGGACAGGCUCUCACGUAAUCCGAAACAUCAGCCCGUAAGGAGGGCCACCAGAAGUCCUCAGAGACAAGUUCCAAUGUCCGGUGGGCGCCAGGAUGACCCGCAAAACGAGAGUCAUAAGCCCACUGGAGAACCUCGGAACGGACCCGAUCAGUCAGAAACAGCUUAUCCGAAGAGCAUGAGGGAGGUACAGGCUGGCCCUUGAGGGCAUUUUAGACGAUGUGCUCAAUGUUGGGACGGAUCGCCGCAAUUAUCUGAUGAGGGGGUAUGAUGGGUUCGGGGGGGGAGUUCGAGCUCUGGUGGAUCAAACAGAUGGGAGAGGGCAUCCGCCUUGAUAUUCUUAGACCCGGGGGUGUAUGUGAUGAAAAAGGCAAAACGGGCAAAAAAUAGGUACUAUCUGGCCUGGCAAGAAUUGAGGCGCCAAGCAGACUGGAGAUAGGAGAGGUUCUUAUGGUCUGUGAAAAUGGUGAAUGGAUGUUGAGCUUCCUCCAGCCAGUGCCUCCAUUCUUCCAGGGCGAGCAUGAUGGCCAAGAGCUCUCUGUCUCCUACAGUGUAGUUAACCUCAGCAGGGGAGAGACACCUGCAGAAGAAAGCACAGGGAUGGAGAGAUGAGUUGUCCCCAGAUUGCUGCGACAGGAAUGCUCCAACGCGGUGCGCCGAUGCGUCGACCUCUAAAACGAAGGACAGCGAGGGAUCAGGGUGAAGAAGGAGGGGAGCUGAAAUGAAGAGGUGUUUCAGGCGUAAAAAGGCUCGAUCAUCCUCAUCGGUCCACUUGCCCAGAGUCGGACCCUUACAAGUGAGGACAGAGAUGUGAGCGGCAACGGAGCUGAAAUCACGAAUGAAACGAUGAUAGAAGUUAAAGAAUCCAAGAAAGCGUUGAACCUGCUUCAAAUUCUGGGGGGUUGGCCAGUCCCUAAUGGCCGCCGUCUUGGAGGGGUCCAUCUCGAUGCCCAGGGAAGAGAUGAAAUAACCUAGAAAUUGGACAGUGGAAACAUGAAAGUAACACUUUUCCAGUUUGGCAUAGAGGCUGUUCUUAAUAAGGUGAGAUGAGGUGAGAUAAGGUGAGAUAAGGAGAUGAGGACGGGCGGAUGAAACCAGACUGCAGGGCGUCCUGAAUGUAGGUAUCCAGUGCCUUGGUUUCCUUCAUGGAGAGGGGGUAAACACGCCCUCUAGGUGGUAAGGCUCCAGGGACAAGAUCAAUAGCGCAAUCGUAAGGGCAAUGAGGAGGAAGCGAAAGAGCUCUUCGUUUGCUAACUGCAAUGUGAAGAUCGGCAUACUCGGGGGGUAUAAGUGGUGAGGUGACGUGAGAGAUCUGAAGAACAUGAGGUUUCGUGGGGAACUGACAGCAGUGGGUCAGGCAGUGAUCACUCCAGGCAGUGUUCCUUGCUGGACCAGGAAAUACGGGGAUUGUGUAACUGUAGCCAAGGGAAGCCGAGGAUAAGUGGGAGAGAAGGAGAACGGAGGAGGAGAAGCCGAGUAUGUUCCAGGCGGGUGGCACCAAUACGCAGGGAGAGGGGAAUGGUCUGCCACUCAACCAAUCCAGGAGAGAGGGGGGAGCCAUCGAUGGACUGGAUGCAGAUGGGUGGGGAGACGGGCAGUAAUGGAAUCUUCAAUGAGGCAGCGUGUCCGGAAUCUGAGAAGUUUCCCGCUGCACCUGAAUCAACGAAGGCAAACAGGGAUUUGUGAGAGUCACCCCAGGAGAGUGCGGCAGGGAGGGAGAGUCCAGAGGCAGAAGGGUUGAGGGAGAGGAUACUGACCUUUGGAGGCUGACGGACGGAACGAAGGGGUCGCACCAGACAGGAGACUCGGAGGUGGUCAAAAGCAACACAAUAGAGGCAGCGCCCCUCUAACGGCCUAUGGUUGCAUUCCUCAGGAGUAAGAGUAGACAAAGACGGCGUGGGAGUGGAAGCGGGAGCGUUGCGGCUAGCAGCCGAAUGGAGCAUGAGACGUUCAGUCCUUCGUUGUUGUAGACGGUCAUCGAUCUCGGUGGCCAAGAGAACAAAACUCUCCAGGGUUGGCGUAUGGUAAGGGAAUUGGGCUAGACAAUCCUUAAGUUCCUUAAUUUGAAAGGUCAGCACGGAACUGAUGAAUGAGGGCUUCUUGAUUCCAAGCGAGCUGAGCGGCCAGGACCCGAAAGUCCAUCACAUAUUCCCGGAGGGGGCGGGUACCCUGCGACAAAGCCGACAGAGGGGAGACAGCAGAGUAGGAAGACUGCACCUGUCCGAAGGUGGACGUCAGCGCAGCCUGGAACUGUGCUACGUCCGAGGUCUCGGGGGCAUUCCUGGCAAGGAGACCUGCUGCCCACUCCAUCGCCCGGCCAGAGAGAUACGCGACCAUAAAUGCUAUACGUUCGUGGUCGGUGGGAAAACAAUCCAGACGAAGGCUGAAAGCCAUCCAGCAUUGAGCCAGGUAAGCCUGACACAUACUCGGGGUGCCAUCAAAUCGGUCCGGUGUGGGAGGAGGCAGGGGAGAAGAGGAGGCAAGAGAAACUGGUGGCAGAGUGGGAUUUACGGGUGGGUGGGAAACGAGAGACUGAGGAGGGGAGCUGGAGACCAGGUUAGCGAGGUGUUGAAUGCUGGCAUUGAGCUGGUCAAGAGCCUGAGAGUGCUGGGAGAGCAGCGCCAUGGGAUUAAACCCACGGGAUCCAUACUUUGGCUCACGAUUCUGUCACGCAGGGGCUGACUGCGGAGGAUAGGGAUCCAAUGCGGUGCCCUAGGUAGGGUUGGUGCUAGACAUAGGCGUAGUCAGAGUAAACAGGUCUGAGUCCGGGUAGGCGUAGUAGAGACUUAGGCGCAGAAUCGGUAGGCGAAGUUGUAAUCUAGGAAACAGGCUGGGGUCGGAGUCCGGGAAGGCGUAGAAGAGGCGUCGGAGUGGAUUCGGAAGGCGGAGGCGUAAUCGAAGAGAGAGGCAGGGGUCAGGAUCCGAGAGAGCGUUCUAGAGGCGAAGGUACAAAAUCGAGUGGCAAAGAGGUAGUUGGAAAAAGCAGGGUCGAGGUCCAGGGGAGACUCAGUAGUAAGGCGAAAGCGUAGAUAGAAGGUAAGCUCAGGGAGAGAAUCUCAAUCGUGAGCACUGACUGGGGGACUGAUGAGGUUUUAAGUAGAGGACUGAUUGACGCAUGCACGUUUGGUACGGGGAGAGCUCGUGGGAAUGCGGGAGCGCUUGCCUGCAUGAGGGAGAUUCGUGACAGGUACCAUUGAUCCUGCUGAUUUGCAAAAUUAAAAAAUGCCCAGGACUGACAUUUGUGUAGCCACAAUUUUGAACUCUACAAAACUAGAUUCUUCUGAGAUCUCUAUGCUCAGUCUGUUAAAGUUAAGAUUCCUAUUCCUGUUUUCUUUUUUACUUCCAUUCUGAUGGUAUACGUGGGACUAGUUAAUAAUAAUUUCCUUCGUGAUACUGUCUCUUUCGUCUCCAGGCACUCUAGUUUCCUCCUAGAAUUCAAAGACGUAGUGUUAAUUGGCUUCUAGGAACAUUGGCCCUACUAUGAGUGUGUCUGUGUCUGUGUCUGACCUGUGGGACUG
Messenger RNA from Lepisosteus oculatus (spotted gar), 10673 nucleotides. It is a transcript of the gene kcnt2b, whose product is annotated as potassium sodium-activated channel subfamily T member 2b. Gene Ontology annotation, biological process: potassium ion transmembrane transport. NCBI's taxonomy places the organism in Eukaryota, Metazoa, Chordata, Actinopteri, Semionotiformes, Lepisosteidae. Gene Ontology annotation, molecular function: outward rectifier potassium channel activity; intracellular sodium-activated potassium channel activity. Gene Ontology annotation, cellular component: plasma membrane. The record is from RefSeq and is a predicted model, not a curated record.